Messenger RNA from Aplosporella prunicola CBS 121167, 1377 nucleotides. RefSeq lists its product as uncharacterized. NCBI's taxonomy places the organism in Eukaryota, Fungi, Ascomycota, Dothideomycetes, Botryosphaeriales, Aplosporellaceae. Bases 1 to 1377 code for a protein of 458 amino acids. Gene Ontology annotation, biological process: protein phosphorylation; regulation of mitotic cell cycle. Gene Ontology annotation, molecular function: ATP binding; cyclin-dependent protein serine/threonine kinase activity. The record is from RefSeq and is a predicted model, not a curated record. Gene Ontology annotation, cellular component: nucleus. The transcript is spliced from 3 exons.
AUGGCCGGCGCAAAGUCUCGCUGGGCCGACGACGAAGACGACGCCGCCGCCGACGCCCAGCGCAAGCGCGAAAAGGAGGAGAAGAAGCGCGCAAAGGCCGAGAAGCAGCGCAAGGCCGACGACGCCAGAAAAGCCCAGGAAGCCGCCGCCGCCGCCCGCCCCGCCAAGCGCCGCAAGCUGUCCGACGAUGAAGAGGCAGACGAGGGACAAGAGAAGAAGCCUCCGGGCCAGGCGCGCAAGCUGCUGCGCUUCGCGGCACCCGAAUGGGGCCCUAGCCGGCGAGUGGACAACUACGAGCGGCUGAACCACAUCGAGGAGGGGUCGUACGGAUGGGUGUCGCGGGCGCGGGACAUGGCGACGGGGGAGGUGGUGGCGCUGAAGAAGCUGAAGAUGGACAACCUCAACGACGGCUUCCCGGUCACGGCGCUGCGCGAGAUCCAGACGCUCACCGAGGCGCGGCACCGGCACGUCGUGGGGCUGCGCGAGGUCGUCGUCGGCGACGCCCUCAACGACGUCUUCCUCGUCAUGGACUUUGUCGAGCACGACCUCAAGACGCUGCAGGAGGACAUGGCCGAGCCCUUUCUGCCCAGCGAGGUCAAAACCCUCAUGCUGCAGCUCACAUCCGCCGUCUCGUACCUGCACGACCACUGGAUCCUCCAUCGCGACCUCAAAACCUCAAACAUCCUCAUGAACAACCGCGGCGAGAUCAAGAUUGCAGACUUCGGCAUGGCGCGCUACUUCGGCGACCCCCCGCCGCCCGACAUGACGCAGCUGGUCGUGACGCUGUGGUACCGCGCGCCCGAGCUGCUGCUGGGCGCGACCGAGUACGGCCGCGCCGUCGACAUGUGGAGCGUGGGAUGCAUCUUCGGCGAGCUACUAGCCAAAGAGCCGCUACUGCCAGGCAAAAACGAAGUCGACGAGCUGUCCAAGAUCUUCGAGCUCUGCGGCAUCCCCACCACCGCAACCUGGCCCUCCUUCCGCCGCCUCCCCAACGCGCGCUCCCUCCGCCUCCCGCCCACACCACAAGCCCAAACCACGGGCUCCAUCCUCCGCGCACGCUUCCCCCUCCUCACAACAUCCGGCGCAAACCUACUAACACAGCUCCUAACGCUCGACCCGGCGCAGCGGCCUGCCGCCAGCGCCGUCCUCGCCCACCCCUACUUCGCCGAGGCGCCGCGCCCCAAGGCCGCGGCCAUGUUCCCCACGUUCCCCAGCAAGGCGGGGCAGGAGAAGCGGCGGCGCGUGGCGAGCCCGUCGGCGCCGAGGAGGGGGGACGCGCCUGAUUUGCGCGGCCAGAUGGGCGGAGAGGUCGAUUUUAGUGGGAUUUUUAGUGGGAGGGUCGAGGGUGGCGCGGGGUUCCAGUUGAGGUUGGUGUAG